Molecule: messenger RNA, 942 nt
Organism: Monodelphis domestica (gray short-tailed opossum)
Lineage: Eukaryota; Metazoa; Chordata; Mammalia; Didelphimorphia; Didelphidae
Product: olfactory receptor 8K3-like
Biological process (GO): G protein-coupled receptor signaling pathway
Cellular component (GO): membrane
Molecular function (GO): olfactory receptor activity; G protein-coupled receptor activity
Source: RefSeq, a predicted model, not a curated record
GAAAUGAUCAAAGUGAAUCACACCAAAGGAAACCAGGUGACUGAAUUUAUUCUCACGGGCAUCUCAAAUCAUCUCAAGCUUCAGGGCAUUCUCUUUGCCUUGUUUUUCCUUGACUACAUGACCAUAGUUCUGUGGAAUCUGGGCCUGAUCAUCCUAACCAGUGUUGAUUCUCAUCUGCAAACACCCAUGUAUUUUUUUCUUAGGCAUCUGGCAUAUGUCGAUCUUGGCUAUUCUACAGUCAUUGGUCCAAAGAUGCUGGUCAGUUUUGUAGUGAAGAAAAACAGCAUUUCCUACAACGAAUGUGCAUUACAGCUCGUUUUUUUUGGGAUAUUUAUCAACAGUGAAGUCUUCAUCCUGUCGGCCAUGGCCUAUGACCGCUAUGUGGCUAUCUGUAAGCCCCUCCUCUAUACAGUCAUCAUGUCAGAUAAGGUGUGCUACAUCUUAGUAAUUGUCACCUAUAUCUAUAGCAUUAUUGGAUCCUCACUUGUUACCAUUAAGAUUUUUCAGUUGUCUUUUUGUUUUUCUAAUGUAAUACAGCAUUUCUAUUGUGAAAGUCUCCCCUUAAUGGCUAUUGCAUGCUCAGACACAAGUGAGAUUGAACUAAUCAUUAUGACAAUUGCUGCAUUUAAUUUGGUCUCUUCUCUUGUCAUUAUUCUUGUCUCCUACAUGCUUAUUCUUUUCGCCAUUCUCCGGAUGAAUUCUUCUCAGGGCAGGCACAAAGCCUUCUCUACCUGUGGCUCUCAUCUCACAGUAGUGAUUGUGUUCUUUGGAACACUCGUCUUCAUGUAUCUACAGCCCCAAUCGAGCCACUCCUUUAGCACAGACAAGAUGGCCUCUGUGUUUUACACCCUGGUCAUCCCUAUGCUCAAUCCACUAAUCUACAGCUUGAGGAAUAAUGAAGUGAAAGGUGCAUUGAAAAGAGUCUUUAGAAAUUUGAUGUAA